This is a messenger RNA of Phyllotreta striolata, 4034 nucleotides long. The record is from the annotation of a GenBank genome assembly. NCBI's taxonomy places the organism in Eukaryota, Metazoa, Arthropoda, Insecta, Coleoptera, Chrysomelidae.
GGACGGGCGCGAUAGUGGGGUGGUUUCGGUAGGGGGAGGAGGGAAGGAAGCCCUAGGCGGGCAGUGGGUGCCGCAGUAUUGGGUGGGUCAGACUUCGUAGGAGUAAGCGUUUCAUGCGUUUGCUCCUCAAUCUAUGAAUUUUUCGGUGUGUUUGUGAUCGAUUGUGUUUAAUAACAAACAUUCGGUGUUUUCAGUCGAUUCGGACGAGAGAUGCUGUCAUGUCUUUACGCAGAUUGUGUACAUUUAACAACGUGGAUCUGAGGCCUCCGGAGUGAGGUAAAUAUCCGAUAAAAUGGAAGUGGCGAUGCCUAUGUCGGGCAGCGCCAUCGACUGCUAUGAGGACAUGUUCAAAGAGAUCACCCGAAAGUUGUACGGCGAGGACGGUCUACCGGACCUCAGCUCCGCCGAUCGCGGCCCAUCGAACCAAGAACGAGGCUUAACACCGAUCGAUUACGACGUCGAUAAUCCGAUAUUGAAACCCGACGAUCAUUUGACGGCCUUCGGCUUGGCGGCGCUGAUGCAAAACGGUUUUCCGCCGAGCGGCAUACUGAAUCCCAAUUUUCCGGUGCACAAGCCGUCGAACGCGGCGAAUUUGGUGUUCGAAGAUAAGUGGAUCAACAGCGAAGAAUGCCUGCAGUGGACGCAGUCCAAGAUCGCCUCGUACAAUCCGUCGCAGAAAUUGUUCCGGUGCACUGAAUGCGAUUGCGUCGGUUAUCUCUUGAGAGUCGCCGAACAUUGGUUGGGCACACAUUCCAGCGUGAGGGCCUUCCGUUGUCCUCAGUGUCCAUACGAAAGUGCCUGGGCCAGGUGUGUGAGAAUACACUUGAAUAGACAACACAACAUCAACACGGACGAAUCCUGCGAUACAUUCACCAAAGAUAAUCCGGUGUUACAGGAGAUCAUAAAGUACAUGCAAAAGUUGAAGAACAAGUUGGAGAAUAAUUGCAACAAAACAUCGAGCGCAGUACAAAAUGAGGACUUUCAAAACCAGUCUAUCAGCAACAACGCUUCCUCGAACAUUUCCGGAGUUUCCCAGAUAAUGGGGAACUCCAGUAGCGCUACCAGCACGGAACAAACCGCCACCACGAAACGCUACAGUUGUACUUUCUGCCCUUACGCCACAGACAGAAGAGAUUUAUUUACGAGGCACGAAAACAUCCACAGAGAGGAAAAACCGUUCCAAUGCUACGUUUGCCAGAAGCAAUUCAACCGAGCCGAUCACGUGAAGAAGCAUUUCCUGCGGAUGCACCGCGAUCACCCGUACGAUUUAAACCGAAUCCGAAGGCACCCGCCGAAGAACGCAUCGGGGAUGUCCUACUACCAAAAAUACAACUCCAACAACAACAUCACCAACCAAUCGAACGAUCUCUCCGCGAUAGGCUCUCUCUCCAUACCGGGUUUCAACAACAUGAAUCGCACGACGCAGAUGAACCAGCGCGUGCAACAACAGCCGCAACAACAGCAACCGCCGGACCUGAAAUCGAGCGCGAAGCCGGGCAACCUGUCGCGGAACAGCGCCAAGAAGAAAGGAGAGAAGCGGUUCACUUGCUGCUAUUGCUCGUGGUCGGGAGUCGACAAUUGGUGCCUUAAGAGACAUAUGAACACGCAUUUGAAGCCGUUCGUGUGCGGUCUGUGCGAUUACAAAGCGGCGAGAUCGGAGAGACUGGCCACCCACGUUCUGAAAGUGCACAAUAAGAGAGCCUGCAGCAAGUGCAGCUAUUUGGCCGACGACCUGGCGCAAUUGACUGUGCACCAACAGGAGCAGCAUCCUUUAGAACAAAGAAAUAGAACGAGUAAUAACAAUAUUUUACGAACUAAUACGUUUAAUAAUGGUAGUGCUUCCACGUCAACGUCUAAUUCGAUUACCAACGCGAAUCCGGUACCUUGCAGCAGCCAAACGCAGCUGCUGAAGAGCCACGACUUGAGCACGGCGGCCGCUUUGAUCCAGCAAACGAACCGGUUCCUCCAGACCGAUCCGAAGGCCUGGAAGCACCCGAUGCCCAAGCAGCACGGUGCCGCCCGGCUGUUCAGCUACCUCGAGGCGAGCGACGGCUCCGAUCCGGAGACGGAGCCGCGCUCGGCGGCCGAGGACAUGAGCAGGUUGAACCUGAGCCACAGGAUCCAGUCGGAUUUUCCUGAGGCGGGAGAUGUUGGCAAUCAGGCUGACGACGAACCCGGCGAGGAAGUCGAGCUUCCCCUGUUCGUCUGUCACACGUGCGGUUGCGAGUUUGAAGACGACCUAUCGCUAGAAACCCACCAGUUGACGCACAACGCAGCAUCUCCCGCUAAAUUCAAGGAUUCGAAAGAAGGCGAUUUUGAAUUCAAAUAUACAUGCAAAGUGUGCGGUGCGGGCUACGAUGUCCAGAACCACAUCAUCGCUCAUAUGACUAUUCACAAUGUGCUCGGAUUGAAGUUCUCCAGUCCGUCGCCACCGCCGCCUAGAACCAAACCGAGGAAGCAGCACCAGCCGAAGAAGGUCUAUUUGCCUUGCUGGGAUCCGGAGGAGGUCGAGGUAUUGGGACACCUCACGGGCAAGCUCAGACGAUGGAAGGGAGCGCUGUCGUCGACCAACACGGGCAUUAACCGGUUGAUAGACAAAUACAUGGCUCGCUUGGUCACUCGAUUGGGUCUGUCGUGCAAUCUAUGCAGAAACUUGAACGUCAGCAGGUACCAUACCAAAGGCACGCUGGCCUUGCACCGCUACUGGAGACACAGCAGGAAAAAAUUCAAAUGCGAACAUUGUGAUAUGGUCUUCUUGCAUCGAUACCAAACCGUGCUGCACAGCAGCCGCGUGCAUACGAACCGCUUUCAAAAAUCUCAAUUCGUGCCUACGGUGCUUCCUCCCAAAGAACCAACGCCAUUAGCACUUAGUGCUGAACCCGUGUGUUCUUCACAGGACACCACCAUUUAUUUUAACAAUCCUCAUACUGUAUAUGUACCUGACGCAACUAUGUCAAAUGCACAUAAGCUGGGAAUGUCAUUCUUCGAUCAUUCCUUUAUGCAUCCGAACAAUUCCAUUAAUAACCAUAUGCCAAUUAUUAUACCGACGUUUCCACCAAAUUAAAUCGACGUAGAGAUAUAUUAGUGGUAUCUACAACAGCGCGCUGUUUAGUGUAUAAGACAAAUUAGGCUGAAGGGUGAUGGGGAAAUUAGCAAAUUGCUCUCUAAUUCCCGAUUUAUGUGUAAUUGUCAGGAGAAUGUGCGACACCUAAAUAAUAAACAUUUUGUUUUGAUGAAAGCCUUUGAAUAUUGUAAGACAGUGAGUAUAGGCAACCCAUUUCGCAAUUUUGUAUUUAUUUUCAGAAUGUAGGGGCAGUUUUUGACGAAAAUUGGGUAUGGGAAAUUCUCGCUGACUCAAAAAAUAAUUAAGAAAGUGACCUUGAACAUUUUCUUUGAAUUAGUUUUUGCUUUACCAAUUUGAAACGAGUUUUUGUUCGAUUGUACAGAUGCAUUGUAAAAUGUUGAAUGAAAGUUGAUAAUUUUUAUAUCUAUAUUCGUCCUUAGCAUUUUAUAAAAUCGAAAAGUGUGCAAUAUUCGUUCAUUUGAUUAUAUUUUGUAAUAUUGUAUGUAGAUAUGUAUAUUAGAAAUAUGCAACAUAUAUUUAUCAUUUUUAUAAAAUGAGUGAAUGAAAACUGGUUGUUGUGUUGGGAUCAAUUUUGUCGCAAGCUCAUCACAAAAUUUUAAUCUUAAAAUCCCAAUAUGUUGCGCAUUAUUAUUAGUGACCAUAUGCAAGAUUACAUUAAAAUAUUGAAUAUUAUAUUGCUUUUUCAUGACCACAAAAGUUGCAUUCUUUAGACAGAUUUAUUGCAGCAGUGUCAUCCCCGAAAUAAUAUUGCAUUAUUAGGGUCGGCCCCAGUAAUAUAUUGUGCAACAUAUUAUAAUACAAUUGUAUUGAAGAUAAUGUGGUAGCUUUAUAUUUGUUUUAAAAACGUUACUGUUAUUGUUUUAGUGAAAAAAUGCCUACCAAAAUUAGUUACAUUAUGUUGUAUAUUUCUAUUUAUGUAUAAUGGAAACCUAUGUACUGUGAAGACUGC